Lampris incognitus (smalleye Pacific opah) is the source of this 2936-nucleotide messenger RNA. It is a transcript of the gene rap1gds1, whose product is annotated as RAP1, GTP-GDP dissociation stimulator 1. The transcript has 15 exons. Gene Ontology annotation, cellular component: cytosol. NCBI's taxonomy places the organism in Eukaryota, Metazoa, Chordata, Actinopteri, Lampriformes, Lampridae. The record is from RefSeq and is a predicted model, not a curated record. Gene Ontology annotation, biological process: positive regulation of GTPase activity. The coding region runs from base 406 to 2229 and encodes 607 amino acids. Gene Ontology annotation, molecular function: protein binding; guanyl-nucleotide exchange factor activity.
AGUAAAGGGGGUCUCGGAAGUGCAGCGCGUCGUCCCGGUGUGUCAGCUGUACCGUCGUGCACCGCGGACGCACGCGUUAGAAACGAGCCGCCGGGUCGCCCGUCGACAGGGUCGCGCCGCCGCCAGCGAAGCGUCCGUGGCCUCGCCACGUCUGUGCGGAAACUCUGCGUCGGACUCGCCCUGCUGGCCGGUGCCGCUAGCUAGCGAGCUAGCGAGCUUAGCUAGGUUAGCUAGGUUAGCUAACCCCCCUCUCCUCCAGCGCGCUGCGUCGGGACGGAUCGGCGCGGGGAGAAAGCGGGCCUGCCCGGUGCUACCAGCGGGCUUUUGACGGGGGACUAUCUGCUCUACGGCGGCGGCGGCGGGUAACGGACCCUCUCCGGCUGGACGGGCCACGCACCGAGUCUGAUGGAUAACUUGAGUGAAGCCUUGGAGAAGCUGAAGCUGGCUUCUGCAGACAGCGCCACCGACAGCGUGGAGAGAUGUCUCGACUGCCUGCUCAAAGCGCUUGCCCACAACAAUAUGGAGGCCAGUGUGAAGAUCCAGGAGAUGGGCGUUCUUCUGCUGUUACCGGCACUGCUGAACCCCCAGUCCUCAUGCACCCCAAAAGUAGCCAACAUCAUAGCUGAGGUUGCCAAAAAUGAGUUCAUGCGAAGCCCUUGUGUGGAAGCCGGCCUCAUCCCUCCACUCGUACAGCUGCUAAGCUCGACGGACCAGGAGGUACUGCUGCAGACCGGCCGCGCCCUUGGCAACAUCUGUUAUGACAGCCAUGAGGGCAGGAGUGCAGUUGACCAGGCGGGAGGGGCUCAGAUAGUAGCUGAACACAUUAAGUCCCUCUCCCAAAAUACUGAGGCGGACAAUCAGAAGCUCUUGACUGUCUUUUGUGGCAUGCUGAUGAACUAUAGCAAUGAUAAUGACUCCUUGCAGGCCCAGCUGAUUAACAUGGGUGUGAUCCCGACCUUGGUGAAGCUGCUGGGUAUCCAUGCCCACAACACGGCCCUGACGGAGAUGUGCCUGAUAGCCUUUGGAAAUUUAGCUGAGCUUGAGUCCAGUAAAGAGCAGUUCGCCUCCACAAACAUUGCCGAGGAGCUGGUGCGUCUGUUCCAGAAGCAGUCGGAGCACGAAAAGAGGGAGAUGAUUUUUGAAGUCCUGGCUCCCCUUGCAGAGAACGAUAUGAUUAAGCUCCAGCUGGUGGAAGCUGGCCUGGUGGAGUGUCUUCUGGAGGUCGUGGCUCAGACCGUGGAUGGGGAGAGGGAGGAGGACGUAGCCCAACUCAAGACUGCGUCCGACUUGAUGGUGCUGCUACUGUUGGGAGAUGAGUCCAUGCAGAAGCUGUUUGAAGGUGGUAAGGGCAGCGUGUUUCAGAGGGUUCUGUCCUGGAUACCAUCUCAUAACCAUCAGCUGCAGCUGGCUGGGGCUCUGGCCAUCGCCAACUUUGCCCGCAAUGAUGGGAACUGCAUCCACAUGGUGGAUGCCGGUAUAGUGCAGAAGCUUCUGGAGCUGUUGGACAGGCACGUGGAAGAGGGCAACGUCACCGUUCAGCACGCAGCACUCAGUGCCCUGCGCAACCUGGCCAUACCUGUGGUAAACAAGUCAAAGAUGCUCGCGGCUGGCGUGUCGGACGUGGUGCUGAAGUUUCUGCAGUCGGAGAUGCCCCCGGUCCAGUUCAAGCUGCUCGGGACAUUACGUAUGCUCAUAGAUACACAAGCUGAAGCUGCAGACCAGCUGGGGACCAACGGGAAGCUGGUGGAAAGGUUGGUGGAGUGGUGUGAAGCCAAAGACCAUGCGGGGGUGAUGGGCGAGUCCAACAGGCUUCUUUCAGCCCUCAUCCGACACAGCAAGUCCAAGGAUGUUGUCCGAGCCGUCAUCCAAGGGGAAGGAGUCAAGUAUCUUGUCACCAUGGCUACCAGUGAGCACAUGAUCAUGCAGAAUGAAGCCCUGGUGGCACUGGGCCUCAUAGCAGCCCUGGAUCUUGUUGCAGCUGAGAAGGACUUCGUGGGAGCGGGCCUGGUGUCGGUGCUUCACAAGCUGCUGUCGGACGAGCGGAGCGCACCGGAAAUCAAAUAUAAUUCUAUGAUCCUCAUCUGUGCAGUGAUGGGCUCAGAGCCUCUGCUGAAGGAGGUGCAGGCCCUGGCCUUCAUCGACGUGGUGUCCAAGCUGAGGGCGCAUGAGAACAAGACGGUUUCACACCAGGCGUCGCUGACGGAGCAGCGGCUAACCGCCCAGAGCUAAAUGACUCUGACCAUGAACCCCCACCACCACCACCACCACAGACCCCUCAUCCACCCACCCACCCACCCACCCGACCGAAAGCCUGCCUAACACACACCGUCACCCCUUAUGACCGCUCCCCCCCUUCAUGUGCCAAGGUAUCAUGUUCCGUCAACUGCCACCCAGCCCUCCGACGGUCGCCCUGUUGCCCCGAGACCCCCCGUGCAUGACCCCCACCCCCACCCCACCCUGCUAUGACCAGCCGUGACAAACAAAGGCGCUGUAUGUAGACAGCCUAACGCAAUAGACGACCACUCUUUUACGACCAUAGCUGUGACGCCAUCCAUCCGUAGUCAUGUGUGAACAUGUGUACAACAAGAAGCGAAGAAGCCCUGUGGUGUGGAAACUGUUUCUCUCCUGAUCUGAACAACCUCAUCUUUGAUGUACCCAGUCGUGUCCCACAAAGUCUGAAACCGGUUUGGGGAGGGGGACAAGAAAAACCCACAUGCAUGUUUUAGUCCUGUUGAAGCCAUGUUAAUGAUCAUUCGAACCCGUUGCAAAGCCCACUGCAUCCUCUAGUCUCCAGACCGCCGUGGUUUUUGUUUUGCACCUGGACUUUGGGAGUUUUUAACCUGUUUUCCUUAAUUGUGUUGUUGCUCAGACACUCCCUUCUCUCCAACUCCCCCCUCUCUGACACCCCCUUCUCUCCAACUCCCCCCUCUCUCCAA